UUUCCUGGCCUAGACAUUGCUCUCUCGACCAUGAGGAAGGGAGAGCUGGCCAAAUUCCUCUUCAAGAAAGAAUAUGUCUUCAAAGAUCUUGGGUGCGAACCUAGAGUUCCUGGUGGCACUGUAUUAUGGGAAAUAGAGCUGCUUGGGUUUGUUGAUCAUGGCGUGCUUGAAGACAUCAAUGAAAUGCCAAGAGGAGACAAAAGAAAAGCAUCUUUUCAGCACCUUCUUACAAUAGCCAGCGGUCAUAAGGAGGUUGGAAAUGAUCUUUAUAAAAGAAAGCAGGUUUCUCAAGCAAUAAGUAUAUACAUGAAAGCAAUAAAGCUGUUAGAGGAGUGUUCAUUACAGGAUGAGAAGGAAGAGAAAGAGAUGAAUGCAAUACUGCUGAAAUUGUACAGCAACAUGAUGGAGAUUUGUCCAAUAUAGACGACUUGUUACGAUUCGUAAUUUGUAUUUUACCAGUGGUAUCUAUUGGUGAAGUCAUUUUCAAGUCGACAUUGCGACUUCAUUUGACUUUAAACGCUGAUGUGAAGUAGAGAAAGAAGAAUCUAUUGGUGAAGUCAUUGUCAUGGUGAUUUUGGGAUUACAUUUCACUUUAAUCUCUGAUUUUAACUCGAUAAACAAGAAAGAGAUUGAAGUUCUCUCACUUCUAUAGGGUGGAAAGAUGUAACAUCGUUUGCUCUUAAAAUGUAACAGUCAUUAUUGUAAAGAUAAGUGCUACUUUCAGAUUCCAAUUUUAACCGCCGGRGUAUUGAAACAGCAAAGAAAUAUGGGAACAAAUUUACCAAUCGUUCCAUCGGGACCAUUCGUGAUGUAUUGGAGGCCUCUCUUUCUCGUUCAAUCUGAAAGGAAACGGUAUCCCUGUGCCUCUGUGCAUUCAUCUGUAUGAGGCCUGAAUAGUCUUACCAUUCGUCCCGAUCGAACCAUUGGUAAUCUUCGUAUACCACUCGUAUAGAAGGAAUUCGAUUGGUGAAUGCUUACCUUACUCUCGUUGCUAUGAAACAGUGAAUAUUGCGGGCGAUGUGUUGGCAUUACGCAAGGAAUGUUUGAGUGACAAACGGUAUCCCUGUGCCUCUGUGCAGUCAUCUGAAUGAGGCCUGAAUAGUCUUACCAUUCGUACCGAUCGAACCAUUGGUAAUCUUGUUAUACCACUCGUAUAGAAGGAAUUCGAUUGGUAAAUCAUGACCUUUCUCUCGUUGCUAUGAA
Exaiptasia diaphana is the source of this 1203-nucleotide messenger RNA. Its product is annotated as inactive peptidyl-prolyl cis-trans isomerase FKBP6-like. The coding region runs from base 31 to 423 and encodes 130 amino acids. The transcript has a single exon. Gene Ontology annotation, molecular function: protein binding. NCBI's taxonomy places the organism in Eukaryota, Metazoa, Cnidaria, Anthozoa, Actiniaria, Aiptasiidae. The record is from RefSeq and is a predicted model, not a curated record.